CCACGGCAGCCACCAGUUUUACGGAUCAUCUGUGGAGUACUACGGCGUUCCUGCAGACGAUUCUCCAUCCUUUAAUCUCUCACGCUACUUCCAGCCGUGUGCAGACUACAUCCACCAGGUGCUGGACUCUCCUGGAGACCUAAAUGUGGACACAGUGAUCUCCACCUGCUCUCUUGAAUCAUUGGCACAGAACACACACACCAGUCCAAUGCUUCAACACACACACACACACACAUAUUCAACAUGGCAGCUGGGAGAAACAACAGGAAGGAGUAUCUUUCAGUAAAAGACCUGGAGAAAGUUUUGGACUCCUGCACUCUGGAUCUACAUCAGAUAGACGAAGUCUGGCCAAAUCUCUACAUCAGUAAUGUGAGAAUGGCUCAGAACCGGACGGCUCUGCAGCGUCUGGGCAUCACACACAUCCUGAACGCCGCACACUCCAAACACGGCAGCAUCGGGGACCAAAAGUUCUACGGCACCGGCUUCAUCUACUGUGGGAUCCCAGCGGACGACUCGUCUCAUUUCGACCUGGACGUUUACUUCAGACCUGCAGCAGAGUUCAUACACAAAGGCCUGAAGACUGUGGAUGGGAAGGUGUUGGUGCAUUGCAUUAUGGGUAUGAGCCGCUCAUCCUCGCUGGUCCUGGCGUACCUCAUGCUGUAUCAUCACAUGUCUCUGCGCUCGGCCAUCCAACGCCUGGUCCAGAAACGAGCCAUCUACCCCAACAGGAACUUCCUGGCUCUGCUGCUGGACCUUGACCUGCAGCUGAAGAGGAAACACAAAUCCUGCAUUCUACUGUAAACAAACAAACAAACAAAUAGCUGGGCGCCAUGGUAACAGGACACUAAGGAACCAGAGUAUGUGAGAUCGUGGAGCAGUCGCAUGGGAAAGCUGGGCCAAUCAAAUAAAAGCAUCAAAUAUCUAAGGCUGUGAUCCGGGACUGUUUGUAACAUGCCUUCGUCCACUCAGGUCAGAGGGCGCUGCCAUGGACCCGCCAUGUUUUAAUGCUAGCUAUGUGCUAGCAACAUGGAGAUCUUCAAGGAGUUCGGAGCAGAAGGUGCUUCUGUUAAAGACUCAGCCACACCUUUCUUCUGCUCAGGCUGAGAAGGUCAAAUUUUAAGGAGAAUUUUAAGGGCGUGUUCAUAGGCGAAGACAAGCUGAAUAGCUGAGAUCAAACAUCUCCACCAGUAGAAUUAUAGUUUGUGAUAGCUGAGCCAAUGGGAUUAUAAUAUGGAAUAAUUAACAUAAAGACAUCCCAUAAUUUACCCCAUAAACAGACAAAGUGCACAAGUCCAACAGGAAACACUGACCAUAUAAGGAAAGGGUCAGGAACAUGAGGCAUGUGGUGUACGAAUGGUAACCCUGGACAGAAUCAGGACAGACAUAUCUCUGUUACUGACCCAAACAACAACAGGAAACACUGACCACAUAAGGAAAGGGUCAGGAACAUGGGGCACAUGUGGUGUAUGAGGGGUGAAAAUCAGGACAGAUAUCAUGCUGUUACUGACCCAAACAAAUACAGGAACCCAUGACCAUAUAAGGAAAGAGGUGGUGUAGGAAAAGGGGGUGGGGGGUAAACAGGGCAAAUAAAUCACAAAAUAUGAAACGGGAACAGGGACAGAAUCUAGGCACAUUUACCAUGUGAAGAAAAACAGGAAGUGACCAUAUAAGGAAAGAGGAGAGGCAUCAGGGAGGAAGUGUUUGUGUUGUGUGAUCAUUUAAAAAGCUGCUGUAGUUGAUUGCAAUAACACACACACACACACACACACACAUCAGGACCUCUUCGAUUCAGUAAUGUAUUAUUUAACUGUAACUUUACUCAGAGGACCAAUGAGGUCACAGGCAGACGAUGUGUAUGUGAUAUAAAAUCUUUUUUUGGAAAGUAAUACAUACGUUAUGUAUAUAUUAUACAAUAAAUA
This is a messenger RNA of Hemibagrus wyckioides, 1919 nucleotides long. Its product is annotated as dual specificity protein phosphatase 13-like. Gene Ontology annotation, biological process: negative regulation of MAPK cascade; protein dephosphorylation. Lineage: Eukaryota; Metazoa; Chordata; Actinopteri; Siluriformes; Bagridae. Gene Ontology annotation, cellular component: cytoplasm. The record is from RefSeq and is a predicted model, not a curated record. The coding region runs from base 244 to 801 and encodes 185 amino acids. The transcript is spliced from 4 exons. Gene Ontology annotation, molecular function: protein tyrosine/serine/threonine phosphatase activity; MAP kinase phosphatase activity.